AUGCCAAAGCACCUCCCAACGUUCAAGCAUCUCCUUCACUCAUCUCAGCAAAUCCAAAGAACAGACACCAAAUCAGAAAAAUCAGUCAACGACUUACUCUCUUCAUCUCGGAAUGCACGACCGAGAGAUGUACCACCCCAUCUGAAUGGGACUAGUACCAAUGAAAGAGUAUGGGCACCUUCUCCUAUAGCUUCUACCAGUGGGACGAGUGGGAUAGGGGGCUUAGUGGAGGUUGAGAAUAGAGGGGUCCAUCCCGCCGAGAUUCUCCGCCGUAAUAAUAUAGCUCAUCGUCAAGCCUCUCGAUCAGUAGCUGGUCCAGCUCCUCCACCCUCCUGGCGACCAUCUCAAUCUUCAUCAUCUACCACAGAUAUAGCUCCGGGUCACGCCCAUGCUACAAGAUCUCCUCAACCAAUCACUACUUGGCAGCUUAAAUUAUCUACAUCAUUGCUGUCCAAUAGUCCUAUUACGCAAUCGAAUACCUUGGUGGAACAUUGCCUUAGAACCGUAUUAAGGUAUCUAGAAGACGAUCAGCCGAUCCUUUACUCCCCGGAGGAAGGCAAUUCGGAUGAACCGGAAGAAUCAUAUACUCUAGGUGAAAUACUUCGUGAACAAAUACCAUAUCUGUCUUUACAUUUAAGAUCAUCGUUACUCCACACAGCUUCUCUCUUGCCUUCCACCAGUCAACAUAGAUUAUCAGAUAAGUCUAUCUUGGCUAUAUCAUCUGAUCCUCCGCCAGAUCGACCGGGCCUGACGUUCGGUGACGGAUUACGAGAAUCUGAUAAACAAAAUCAAGAUGAUGGAAUUGGAAUUGGAAACGACUGGGAUGCUCCCUCAAUAUCUGAACCUACCCUGACCCACCUCUCACUAACUCUCCAUUCAUCGCCCCAAUCCAUUCUCCCUCGGAUACCCAAUCUCAGCUCGAUCACAUCUCUAAAUUUGGGAUAUAGCACACUACCAUCAGAUCUAGACAGGCUGGUUUCCGUUCUACCUGCAGGAUUGAGGGAAUUAUCUCUGGUGGGAACGACGUUCGGAGGGAAAGUGAUCAGCGAAGAUGGACUAAGAAGGGGGUUUGGUACGCUAGGCAGGAAAUUGAUAGUGUUGAAGAUUUUGGAUUUGUCGUUCCCUCGAUUUGAGCUCACACCUAAGAUCUUGGAAGGGCUAUUGUUACCUGGAAAGACGAAAUUACCUUCAUUACGAGUAUUAGGAUUAAGAGGGCUCAAGGAAGAUGGGGCAAACUUGGAACGAUCGGUCGUUGAUGGUAUAACAAAAUGCGACCAUGGAGGAACAGAUUGCAUUCAGGGCGUGAACAAAAUGAAGAAAGAAGUGGUUGAGCUGCUAAGGAAUAGUGGAAGGAGUAAAUACGUCGAAUCGAUCUGGUAA
Molecule: messenger RNA, 1380 nt
Organism: Kwoniella mangroviensis CBS 8507
Lineage: Eukaryota; Fungi; Basidiomycota; Tremellomycetes; Tremellales; Cryptococcaceae
Exons: 3
Coding region: 1-1380 (459 amino acids)
Source: RefSeq, a predicted model, not a curated record